AUGGAUGGUCGAGGGUUUUCACAAGGUUCGUCUGGUGAUGGCUGGGCGCUCAAUGACGGUGAUUCAGGGAGAACGUGGAACGGGGACUACGGAUUUGACAGCGGCGACCGGAGGCUGGCCUUCUCUCGGCAGGCCUCCUUUCGUCCGGCCGACGCCUCCACUCCGAGGUCUUCGGAGGGAAGGGACUCCAUAAGACCUUUCUUUGCCCGGAACAGUUCCAGUAUCGGUAUUCCGUCGGAUAUGUACUCGCCGGUUGGAGGCGAGGACGUUGGGCGAUCGUACCGGAAGUCGUCGUUCGGGGAAGAAAGACCUCGGCAUCAGAAGUUUAGUUUUCCCAUUCUCGCGCUGACAGUAUUGAGGUCUAUUAGAUCGGGAAAUCGGCUGAUGAAGCGUCUGUCUCUGAUGAUCUUCCUGAACAUGGCUUAUUCCACGGCGGAACUACUGAUCGGAAUCCUCAGCGGCCGUGUGGGUGAGUGAAAGUUGAUUUCUCCUCCUCUACUAGUUUUCCUGCCUUUCAUCUGUCGAGUAAGUGUGGCUGAGGAAAUCUGUUCAAUGUACGAUGCGCCGUUGUUGUCGUUUCCCAUCAUUUAUGGAAAUGUGCUCAUUUGUAGGAAGACUCUUCCACACAAGCUUAUGUUCAUAUUUCCCCCCCAUCUUAUCGAUCUAUGAAAAUUUAUUAGAACCUUCCUGGAAACUUGUACUUGGAGAAACUUUUCUGAUGAUCGAAUAGAGUUAAGUCUAACAAAUACGACCUGAGAGGUUGAAAUGUGCGAGCUUGGAAAAAUUUUGUGACUUGUUGUUGACAUAAAAAUCUCGAUCUAUGUUUUUGCCUCACCGGUGCCUGGCAUCACAUUUUUCCCCUGUGGGUAUUUCCUUCGCUGCUGGCCAUGUCCAGUUUUAUUUUAUUUUUUCUUCUACCUCUUGGCGAAGUUACUCGACCUAACGAUUGGAUUAAACUGCCACGCCCUUUGACAUCCGAAGUCACAGAAUGUCUUAUGAAUCGAAGAUGUCAUCCUAUUUCUGCAAAAGACCCCCUGUAACUCAUCAGAUAAACCUCCUUAUAUCUUUGAGAACUCGAUGCAUCCGAGAGAAUUUUGGUGGCAAAGGCGGAUCAGAGGUCCAUUGCCUCCCAGAAUCUUUAAGAGUUCCCAUACUCCCUGCAUGACAUUCCAUUCGAAGUGGAAAAAGUCAGAAUCGCAGGUACUCUUUAUGGUAUCCCCUGGAUUCCAUUCGACUGAGUGGGCAGAAGUCGACUUAACGCACCAAUAUUUCUGGUAAUGGAAGCUGAAAAUGUCUCACCCUAUUUAAGUUGCUGUAGGAAUUCAGCUAGAGAAGAAAGUUUUAUUAUAAUCCGCUAUUUUCACCAAGCCCACCUCUAACUCACUUUCUUUUCUGCAACAUGCACCCCAAUUGACAAAGCAAAAUCAUUUGUCUUUCUGUGUUGGCCCCUUCCCCAAAAAAGAGAUUUCAAUCGCUUGGGUUGCUUCAUAAGGGCAGGUGGGCAUAUGCUAUUGAAAGGCUAUCAGAAGCAAUGUACCCAUACAAUUCGGGAUGCUACUAUACUUCUGGGUUAAGAUAAAUCACCCCCUUUUCCAUUUAAUUUUUCUAUACCCAAAAGUCUCCAAGGAUGCAAUUCGAUCCAUCUGUCGUAAUCCUCCCAUUUGAGAGUGACUGACGCCCCUAUUUGAAGGGACAUUUGUCUUAUUUUGCUGCCUUGAGCGACUCCAAGUUUUCUCAUGUAUUAUCUUCAAUUCCAAUCGUUGAUUUAAUUCUUUUGAGCCGUUGUGUUUCUUAUUGAUCGUCUUUUUCAAAUAGGAUUCUACCGUUUCCUAAACUCGCUUCAAAUUAUUCAACGAAAUUAUGCUAGAUAAAUCUAUCUUUUCUGAAGGCUCUUCAGUUGUCAUCUGCCAAUUUGAGUAAGGCGCUUUUGUUUCUAUUGCCCAAUAUCUUUGUUCUAAUCUUCUACUAAAUGGUGAAAUACUAGUAUGGCUUAUCACUGAACCUCAUUGGUUCAGGUAGAAUCAAAUUGUUCAAUAGAACGUUAAUCCUCAAUUCAUUGACAACCUUCAGCAUCUCUUCUGUGAUAAUAUCCCAAAUAUAUUGGUAGACGCUUUUAGAGUACCCAUCAGGACUAGGAGUUUUUUUGGUAUCCAUAAUGAAGGUUUUUUCCUUGAUCUUUUCUUCAAUUUACUCUGUCCUUGUUGUUCAUCAUAGGGGAGUACCUCCCUCCAUUUCUGUUCGCUUUGCAUCCUCUUCUUGGAGCAAUUCCUCGUUAAGCUUCAUAAACGGGCCUGAUAGCUACUCUCACAAUCUCUGUUCCAUGGCAUAUUCGAUUUAUUGUCAGCAACUUCCUGGUUUUGAGAAAAACGAGAAAGUUGUGCAAGUCUCCUUCUUUCAACAUAUUUUCGUUGGCUCUUUCUUUUUGUUCUACAUCUUCUCUAGUCAUCACGUUAUGUUUAAACGAGAUGAUGACCAUUCUACCUUGACAACAUAUCCAUUUCUUCUUUAAGACUAUUUUUUUCUGGCUUUUUUGUUGGUUAUCUGUCAUUUACAUGUAUGGCUAUCUGGAGUUUUCGUUAUGCGCUUAAGCAGGAUUAAAUUUGAAUAGUUGUACAUUCCAACUAUGAUCCAACACAUAAUCAUGUUUCAAGCUUUCUUAUCAGCUAAGCAUUGUGCAUAAUAUGCUUAGCUUUCCUAUCUGUAACUCAGAAAUUUAUGGUUGCUUUUCAGUCUUCACUUAAGACGAUUUCUGUAGUCUUCUUGUAAUCCUGUAUAGACAAUCUUGUCUGACUGAUAUUUGUUUUUGCAGGCUUGGUUUCGGAUGCCUUCCAUUUGACAUUUGGUUGUGGUCUUCUCACGUUCUCUCUUUUUGCAAUGGCUGCAUCCAACAGGAAAGCUGAUGGAUCUUACACCUAUGGGUAUGCAUAUAAUAUUUUCCAUGCCAUCUUUGAUGAAUGCUGGCUUUACUCCAACAACAAUCACAGGGAUAAUUGUCUUGGCUGGGAAAAAUGCGUAGGCCAUAGUUCUCAUGUUAAUCUCUUUAAGAUAACCUUUAGCGUGUUUAAGAAAAGAAAAUGCCGGAAUUCAAACUGCAGAAUACAUAACGAUCUUGAAAGUAUCUCUUCCAGCCAAAGUCACUCACAGAUGUGUGGAUGUUGGCUUGCAAACAAAAAAGUGUUCUAUAAAAUAUGUUGCUGAGAUAAUCAUUGUCCUUGCCCAGAAAUUUCUCCCACUUACGCCAUCUCUUCCUGCCUCACUUGCAUCUCUCUUUGAUUAAUACUAUUCUAAGGUAGGAUUGAUAUUUCUCAGAAAACUUGUCAGCUGACUCAGAAAAAGAUCUUCCUACUCUUGUCUAAACCCUGUCGGAGAGACGGGAUUAGGAGGAAAUAGGAUGAGCUUGCUUAUUUUAAAAUAAGGGGUGUUUUUUCCGUCAUAUUGCUUUCAACUUUACUAAUCAUCGCGGGAUAAUCAGUCCUUCAUUCAUCUAUUUUUUUUGCAAAUAUCGUUGGAAAUGGGUGGUGCCGCUUUACUGAUACGGAAAUGGGUGCUUUCCUUAUGCUGUCUCUCUUGUGCAUCAAUUCCAUGAUCUUUGUCCUUAGUUAUCGGUGGUUGCAAUUCAUUGCAUGGUUUGAUGUAGACAUAAAUUUAUGUGAUGAGAAAAAGACCAUGGAGAGCUCACGUGCUUCCUUUUACAUGCAUUUCAGCUACAAAAGAUUGGAAGUUCUGGCUGCCUUUACAAAUGCUGUACGUAUCUUUGCCCUAAUUUUGGUCAUGGUUGAAAGCAGUGAGAAAUCACGCAUGUCUUAAACAGGCCUCUGUCCAUCGCAUUGGUGUAUGCAUAACUCGAGCUAAUAUACCAAUAUGUCCAAGGUUUUUCAAUACAUUAAUUGGAUUACUCGUGCUUAUCAUGAAUCCAGUUGAAUAUGCUUCUCGAAUUCUCGCACGUACUUUCCUUUCUUUUUUUUUUCUUGUUAUUUGAACCUCUGUCUCUCUAAAAGCUCGUGCUCAGUCAGCACGUGUUUAUUAAUUUAUUUCAAAGAGGAACCUAUGUUUCUCGCUUUCUUCUUGUUAACCUUUGAGCUUGUCCUGAGUCAGCACGUAGUUGUUUUUUUUUUAAAAAGAGCAAUCUAUGUUUCUCCUCUGCUUCUUGUUAGCUUUUGACCUUUUAUGAAGACUUGCUACCCACCCUGAAUUCCAUCUCAUCUGGGCUAAUAUCUUCCCAUGAUGCCACCAUUGCUAUGCAUGUAGGCAGCUCUUUCUACUGUUUCUGGCCUUUUCCUUGGCAGUGGAAGCCCUUCAUGCUUUCAUUCAAGAUGAAUCUGAGCACAAGUAAGUCAACUUCUUCCAUGGGAUCCAUUCCGGGCAGGCUUUUCAUCAGUUAUAUCGAACGUAUUAUACUAAAAUAACAAUCACCAUUUGUCUUUAGGCACUACUUGAUCGUUUCAGCCGUAACAAAUCUUCUCGUAAAUUUGCUCGGCGUGUGGUUUUUUCGGAGUUAUGCGCGGGUCUACCUCAGUAAGCUCCUCUGCCGUCCUUUCACCAUUCCAUCUGCCUGUUCCGAAGAUCAUCGGUGCCAGCAUUCCAUCUGCAGCUUACAGGAACGCCGAAGACAUGAACCACCACUCAGUCUUUCUUCAUGUCCUCGCCGAUUCUAUCCGAAGGUAUUGAAUCCCGACAAUGGAUUCCUCUGGGCUCCUUUCAAUCUCCUUUUCCUCUCAAAAUCUCCUCGUGAAGAGCUAAUGCCUUUGCCACUUCCCACAUCAGUGCAGGCUUGCUCCUCGCAUCAUGGUUUCUGACGCUCGGGUAGCUACUCUUUGCCUCUCUCUCCUCGAAUUAUAUAAUAUCGAAUGUCUAUAGAUAGCUUGAGCUACAUGCUUCUCUCCCUGCCAGUGUUGAGAACGCAGAGGUCUUGUGCCUGGGAUUGGUCUCUGUCGCCAUUUUCAUGGUGGCCAUGCCGCUCUUCAGGGCAACUGGGGGGAUCCUGCUGCAAGCGGCGCCAGCCACGGUGCCGCCCUCUGCGUUGAAUAAAUGCUGGAGACAAGUUAGUUAUCGCACAAAGUCCUGUGAUCUUUAUAUCUUAAUUAUCAUAUUCCGCGAGCAUAAAUACGCAUCGGCCUGCUGUUCCUCCAGAUAUCCGCUCGAGAGGAUGUUUUAGAGAUCUCUCGAGCCCGCUUUUGGGAAUUGGUUCCUGGCCACGUCGUUGGAUCGCUCUCAAUAAGGGUGAAUUUUUUAAAACGCUUUAUUUAUUUAUUUGUUUAUUAGUUCAUUCAAAUGAUAAUUAAAAUGGAAAUGGACGUAUACUGCCCCUGGCCCGAGCUUUAUAUUUAUAUAAAAAAAUCUUUUUUUAUAAUAUCAGCGAUUUAAAUUCCCUGCGGCUUCAUGUUGAUAAUUGUGUAUGAUCUCUGGUGCUUCAGAUGAAGGAAGGUGCUGAUGAUGCCCCGGUUCUUCAGUUCGCGCGCAGCUUGUAUCAUGACUUGGGAAUUCAUGACUUGGCGAUCCAGACGCUGGGCUGA
Molecule: messenger RNA, 5513 nt
Organism: Spirodela intermedia
Lineage: Eukaryota; Viridiplantae; Streptophyta; Magnoliopsida; Alismatales; Araceae
Source: the annotation of a GenBank genome assembly